AUGGAGUCCGUUCACCCGACUCACGAUAGCAGUGCCGACACCUCUGCGCACACCACAGCUGCAACGACGCCAACACACACACCGGCCAUACUUGCUACCCAGUUGUCGAAGUAUAGUCUCACCGAAGACACUCUGUUCGAGGUGCAAGAUGUAUUCAUCGAACUUGCGGAGGCUGCAGGCAUGAUGAUGGGCAAUGCCGAGCAUGCUGUUCUCUCGCAGGCCGCCACAAAGAACAACACGUCCGACUUGGUAUCAGACUAUGACAAGGCGAUUGAGGAAAUGGUACAAAAGCGUCUGAAGAAGGAGUUCCCGGAUGUCGACUUUCUGGGGGAAGAGUCUUACAAGCACGGCCAAAAGCUUACAGAUGGCCCGACCUUCGUCGUGGACCCUGUCGAUGGCACGAUCAACUUCACACGUGGCUUCCACAACUUCGCGAUCUCCUUGUGUCUCGCAAUUGAGAAGAAGCCUGUCGUUGCCGUCAUUUACAGCCCAAACCUCGGCAAGCUGUUCACGGCUAUCAAGACUCAUGGCGCCUUUAUGGCCAAGCUUGCAUCGCUACCCAAGUUCAAGCUCCCUCUGACGCCCAUCCCACCGCCCAUGCCAUCCCUCAAGAAGCGUCUUAUCGCCGUCGAGUGGGGCAAUGAGCGUAAGGGCCCUAACUGGGAACUGCGCACCGACGUGCAUACCAAGCUGCUUACCUCCGACGAAGCUGGGGGCAAGAUGAUCCUUUCUUGUCGCUCAUCAGGCUCUGCCGCGCUCGACUUUUGCUACGUCGCAGCUGGUAUGUUUGACGCGUUUUGGGAGGGAGGUGUGUGGGUGUGGGACGUGGCUGCAGGCUGGUUGAUCGUUGAGGAAGCUGGCGGUAUCAUCGCCUCCGCAAACCCGGGCGACUGGCAUCCAACUAUGGAAGGCCGCACUUAUUUCCCUGUCCGGGGCGCGAAGCGCGAGGAGCAGGAGGCUGUUGUGGAGGAGCUUUGGGCAGUCAUGGGUGAUCGCAAGUUCGUGUACCAGGACAAGAAGAAGCCGAAUGACGGCACUGUCUCGGCAGCCGAGACUGUGUAG
Messenger RNA from Boeremia exigua, 1062 nucleotides. RefSeq lists its product as uncharacterized. The transcript has 2 exons. Bases 1 to 1062 code for a protein of 353 amino acids. Gene Ontology annotation, molecular function: inositol monophosphate 1-phosphatase activity. The record is from RefSeq and is a predicted model, not a curated record. Gene Ontology annotation, biological process: phosphatidylinositol phosphate biosynthetic process; inositol metabolic process; signal transduction. NCBI's taxonomy places the organism in Eukaryota, Fungi, Ascomycota, Dothideomycetes, Pleosporales, Didymellaceae.